GAGCGCGAAAAACCCUAAACAACAGGACUGGUUCCGCGAGGGGGAGAGGAAGAAUUAGGGAAAAAAAAACCCUGAAAUGACAGACUUACCCUUAAUGAAGGGUAAGUCCAAGACGCUCCGCGAUUCCGCCGUUUUUGGCCACUCCGCUCCACGACCGACGCGGCCGCUCCAGCCGCAACACAAAUCCGAGACGCGACAGACCAACAAUUGCGGCGUCGGGCCGCUCCGCUCCAGAGCGCCGCGAUAGCGGCCGCUCCUACCGCUAUUGACAACUAUGCUUUCAAUAUAGGUUGUUUGGAGAUAUGUUUGCUUCAUCUAUUUAAGAGAUCCUGCAAUUAUUUGACUUGAAAUUUCCUUGCUUGAAGUUGUUUGGAGAUAAAGUGCUCCCUUCAGCUAAAAGUUCUUGUGCUCCUCUUUGUCUCUCUUUCAUCUUUCAUAGCCACUCCUACCUUCUACGGGAAUCUACAAAAGGCUAUCCAUUUCAUCCUCUAUGAAGUUUACAUGUUUGAGCAAAGGUGGGGGCUUUCACUUCCCACCAUGUCACAUGCUGAAUUUUUGUGGCAUUAGAAUCUUAUUAGAUUGCCCACUAGACCUUUCUUCUCUCAUGGUGUUUUCUCCUGUACCUACUGCUUUUGAUUUCUUGCCAUCCGAAGAAAGCAGCAACACUGUGGCCAGUGGUUUUUUUGAUUCAAGAGUUGGGUCUGGGAAAAGACAUAAAAUUGAAAAGCUCCUUGAUGCUAAAAGCUUACUUUUUACUGAACCUUGGUACAAGACUGUUAAUAACUUGCACCUGUGGAAUUCUUCUUUCAUUGAUGUCGUAUUAAUCUCCAGUCUAAUGGGUAUUCUGGGAUUGCCUUUUCUUACUCGAAUGAAGGGUUUCUCAACUAAGAUAUAUAUAACGGAAGCAUCGGCAAGAUUAGGCCAGCUAAUGAUGGAGGAUCUUGUAUCAAUGCAUGUGGAAUUCAGUCAGUUUUAUGGACCAGAGGAAUCAAAUUUCCCUGCAUGGCUGAGGCAGGAAGAGCUUGAAAUCCUUCCUUCUGAAUUGAGAGAGAUAAUAUUGGGAAAAGAUGGAGUGGAGUUGGGUGGUUGGAUGCCAUUGUACAGGUGAUGUGAAGGAUUGCAUGCUAAAGAUUCACAAGCUUAAUUAUGCUGAGGAAGCUUGCUACAAUGGUACAUUAGUUAUAAAAGCAUUCAGCUCCGGUACAGAAAUAGGAAGUUGUAAUU
Messenger RNA from Cajanus cajan (pigeon pea), 1224 nucleotides. Lineage: Eukaryota; Viridiplantae; Streptophyta; Magnoliopsida; Fabales; Fabaceae. The record is from RefSeq and is a predicted model, not a curated record.